Messenger RNA from Carcharodon carcharias (great white shark), 515 nucleotides. RefSeq names its product cytochrome c oxidase subunit 6B1. Gene Ontology annotation, cellular component: mitochondrion; respiratory chain complex IV. NCBI's taxonomy places the organism in Eukaryota, Metazoa, Chordata, Chondrichthyes, Lamniformes, Lamnidae. The transcript has 4 exons. Bases 171 to 431 code for a protein of 86 amino acids. The record is from RefSeq and is a predicted model, not a curated record.
AUUAUUUAAAGCUGCUCUAGGUGUGGCAGUCAGGGUUAGGUCCUGUGACCUAUCCGCCAUGCAGUGUAAUUGAUCAGGCACGGACCCGCGCUGUUUCAGCCACACUUGGACAAAUAGGGAAGUGAACCUGUGUCUUGCACAUUUCGCUGUCGCUUUGAACUGAAAAUACGAUGGCAGAGGAUAUCCAGGGAAAGUUGAAGAAUUAUAAGACGGCGCCUUUUGAUGCCAGGUUUCCCAACCAGAACCAAACCAGGAACUGCUUCCAAAAUUACCUGGACUUCCAUCGUUGUACUAAAGUACUAACUGCAAAAGGUGCUGACACCACUCCAUGUGAAUGGUUUCGCAGGGUGUACAAGUCCUUGUGCCCAAUUUCAUGGAUAAACAAAUGGAAUGAUCAGUUGGAAGAAGGCACCUUCCCUGGGAAAAUCUGACUUGUUGCAGUCUGGUUGAAGCCCCUACAAUGUUUCCAAAGCUUAACAGCUUUUACCAAAAUAAAUCAUAAAUAUUGAACGCAA